AAUAUUUUGACUUUUCUUUUGACUGCUGUCAUGUCGUCGUAAAUCGCUCGAAUUUGUUCAAAUUUAGUUUCGAAUUAUGCAACGAUGUUCCUUUAUUUCUUCUAAUAGUUCUAAUGAUUGUUAUUUGUUUUAGUUUAACGCUGUUAACAGAUUAUAAAUAAGACUGCUAAAGAGUGAAAAUAUUUUAACCGCCGGAUUCAUUUAGUUUUUUCACGAUUCAAAGAAAGUAUCCAAAAUGAGCAUGUGCAUGAAUCUAAUUGGUGGUAUUAUAAAAUACAAUCGAAAAUUUCCCUUAAAAAUUGAAUCAUGCAACUUUAUUUUCAAGAAAACAUAUUCUAGUCAGGAACUAUUAAAGGAAGCUUACUGCCGCACCAAACUGAAGUGCAGAUCUAAAAAAUUACCUCAAGAUGUUAAUCCUAAAGGGGUAUUUGCUUGCAAUGAGCUAGACCUAACAGAAGUGAAAGUUUAUGGGUUUGAUUAUGAUUACACUUUGGCCCAUUAUAAACCUACAUUGGAGCAUUUAUUGUAUAACCUUGGAAGAGAGGUCCUCUUGGAAAAAUAUAAUUACCCUGCAGAAAUUUUAAAUUUGGAGUAUAAGCCCAAUUUUGCAGUGCGAGGUCUCCAUUAUGACAUUGAAAAGGGUUUGCUUUUAAAACUGGAUUCUUUUUUGCAAAUACAAUUUGGAGCUGUCUAUCGAGGUCUUACUCCUGUUUCUACUGAUGAAGUGCUGAAACUAUACAAGAAUAGAAUAAUCCCUAUUGCAUAUGUUGAAGGCGACAUGAGAGCCCAUAAAGCAAAUCGCGCAAAAAUGGUGCACUUGGCAGAUUUAUUCUCUGUUCCUGAAAUGGGGCUAUUAUGCAAUGUCGCUGAGUAUUUCAUUAAGAAUCAUAUUGAUUAUCAUCCAGAAAUUUUGUUUUUGGAUGUGAAGAACUCUGUACAGAGCUGUCAUCCAGUAAUGCAUAAAAUUGUAGCGCAGAAUGUUGAUGAGUACAUAAGGCCCAACCCAAACCUCAGGAAAUACUUUGAGAUGUUGCAUGGCUGCGAUAAAAAGUUAUUCCUUGUUACCAACAGCCCUUUCCAUUUUGUUAAUGCGGGUAUGGAGAUGCUUGUAGGCCAUGAUUGGCGAGAUCACUUCGAUGUGGUGAUAGUGAAUGCGAACAAGCCCAAGUUUUUCACGGAGGUGUCGCGCCCCAUCAGGGUGUUUGAUAAAAAUGCUAACACACACAUCUGGGAGAAAGUAACAGCACUUGAGAAGGGUAUCAUUUACUAUGAGGGCACAGUAAAGCAGCUGCAGGACUUGACCGGGUGGAGCGGGCACCAGGUGUUGUACUUCGGAGAUCACCCGUACAGCGACCUCGCUGACGUCACGCUCGAGCACGGCUGGAGGACUGGCGCCAUCAUCAACGAGUUAACGCACGAGAUCAACACUUUGAACACGAGGUCGUUCAAAGAGAACGCCAACUGGCUGCAGAUGUUGACUCAGCUCAUAGAAGACCACCAGGACUAUACGGAGCCCGAAGCUGUCGCGGUCAUCGCCCAGUGGAUGGCAGAGAGGGAUUUUCUGAGGAACGAAAUCAAGGCGGUGUUUAAUCCACAAUUUGGUAGUGUGUUCCGGACUUAUCACAAUCCCACGUAUUUCUCCAGGAGGCUGUUCCGAUUCGCCGACAUUUACACGUCUAACAUAACGAAUUUGCUCGAUUACUCGCUCACACACACGUUUUAUCCGAGACGUGGUGUCAUGCCACACGAAUACGGCUCUUACUUCGUUUGAUUAGAGUCCUCUUUACUAUAAUUUUAAAAGUUGUCAUUUAUAAAUAUUGUUUUGUACAGUAUGUUGAUGUGUAAUAUUUUUAUUAUAACUGUAAGUAGUCAGUGUUUUAAGAAAAAAAAUAUUUAUGAAUUCGUGUUGAAAAUAUUUUAUCACUACAAUUUUCGAGAAUAAAGAUUUAUAAAAAGUUAACUUUAAGUUAUAAUAAUAACCUAAGAUCGUCUUGUCAUAAAUAUUCUGUAAGGCUUUCUCUUUUAUUUGUACAUAUCAUUUAAUAUUGUUAUCAAAUAGAUGGUACAAAAGUAAAAAUUUUUUAUAAAAUAUUCUACUAAAAGUAAGUAUUCAGCCAACUGUAUUCUAGUCAAAAGUAUUGGAUACUGUUUCAUAAAAUGCCAUUUAUGUUUAAGUAUAAAAGACUUGUUAUUAUAGGCCAUCAAGUUUUUUUAAAUCGUAUUUUGUUAAAUAUAAAUAUCUAGUUGCUAUAAUUUUUAUUAUAUUAUAUAUAAUUAUCAUCAGCCACAGUUUUUACAAAAUACUAUUUUGGAUCUUAUGUACUCAUAUCAUUUAUUUUUAGCCGUAAAACAUUUUUUUAUUGUCACAGACUUUUAUGUUUUUAAAACUGAUAUUUUAGAAAAUCGUGACAUUAUUAAACAAAGGCAAAUUAAUCUAAAGGUUUAAUUCUCAGAUAAGUCUUAAUUAGAAACACACUGACUAGUUAGUUAAUGUAUUUUUUACUGGAUUUGGAGUUGACACUUUAAUAUUAUCCUUGUUGAAACUGUAUAUUAUAUAAAUCACAUUUUUUUUAUCAAUUGAAUAAUUAUGACAACCUGGUCCAACUUGAUUAGCUAUUGGUUGUAAAUAGAAAUAUAUCAACUAUUAAAAAAGUAAUAGGGAAUAUGCAGUUCCCGUUGCAUGAGCACCAAUAUUUACAUUAUAUCACUUUUACGCUAUAAGCGUCUAUCUGUCAAACUCCAAAGUAAUCAGACAAUUGAGCGUGAUAAAAACGCUAUAUACAUUUAUCAUAUUGUGGUGCUCAUACUAGGGGGCAUGAUUAUUUUUUUUAUAACUUUGUUACAUAGGUUGCAUUAUACUUAGUAUACAAAUUUUCAAUGGCCAAAAAAAAAUUGUAAUGUAUCUGAAAAAAAUAGCCUUCUAAAGGCAUUUUAAACGCCCACACCAAAAGUCCAAUUUUUUAGAACAGUUAUAGUAACCUAUAAACAAACAAGGCCACAGUUACAUUAUGAGGUUAUUGAGUGUGCGCAAUACGCACUCGCACUAGGUCUCGUUGACUUUGACAUAUCCUUUGAAAAGUGGCUCUUCUUUGUUGAUUUGAUAUUAUGCAUUUCUACGUGACAACCGCUA
Messenger RNA from Chilo suppressalis (striped riceborer), 3130 nucleotides. The record is from the annotation of a GenBank genome assembly. Lineage: Eukaryota; Metazoa; Arthropoda; Insecta; Lepidoptera; Crambidae.